Molecule: messenger RNA, 3843 nt
Organism: Plasmodium fragile
Lineage: Eukaryota; Apicomplexa; Aconoidasida; Haemosporida; Plasmodiidae
Exons: 5
Coding region: 1-3843 (1280 amino acids)
Biological process (GO): mRNA splicing, via spliceosome
Cellular component (GO): nucleus; U2 snRNP
Molecular function (GO): U2 snRNA binding; protein binding
Source: RefSeq, a predicted model, not a curated record
AUGCCGGUGCUGUACCACCUGACGCUGCAAAAGCCCACAGCCAUCACCAAAAUCGCAUAUGGGAAUUUUUCCGGGCCAAAGGUGCACGAAAUCGUGGUGUCCAAGGGGCAAGUGUUGGAGCUGCUAAGGGCGGACAAGCAGGGGAAGCUAAACCUCAUUGCGUCUAAGGACGUCUUCGGAAUCAUACGUUGCUUGCAGACGUUCAGGCUGACGGGGAGCAACAAGGACUAUAUUGUUAUUGGAAGUGACUCAGGGAGGUUAGUGAUUCUUCAAUUUAAUAAUGAAAAAAAUGAUUUCGUUCGAGUACAUUGUGAAACGUAUGGCAAGAGUGGGCUUCGCAGGAUCAUCCCAGGAGAAUACAUAGCAGUGGAUCCAAAGGGAAGAGCUCUCAUGAUAUGUGCGAUUGAGCGACAAAAAUUUGUGUAUAUUUUAAAUCGAGAUAGUAAAGAACAGCUAACCAUUAGUAGUCCAUUAGAUGCACAUAAAUCACACACGAUAUGUCAUGACGUGGUCGGAAUGGACGUAGGAUUUGAGAACCCAAUGUUUGCAUCUAUUGAACACAAUUAUGAACUGUAUGACAAGCAAAUGACAAACACAAGUGAGAUAGAUGCAUGUCCAAGGAAAACUCUUUUAUGUUUGUGGGAAAUGGACCUAGGAUUAAAUCAUGUGAUUAGAAAACAUACUCUACCCCUUGAUUCGAGUGCACAUUUAUUAAUACCCAUUCCAGGAGGACAACAAGGACCAAGUGGAGUCAUUGUCUGUUGUGAUAAUUAUUUAGUUUAUAAAAAGGUGGAGCAUGCGGAUGUGUAUUGUGCUUAUCCUAGGAGACUUGAAACAGGACAGGACAAAAAUAUUUCCAUUGUAUGUAGCGCAGUUCAUAGGAUUCGAAAAUUUUUUUUUAUCCUGAUUCAAUCUGAGUUUGGGGAUUUGUACAAAGUAGAAAUGGAACAUGAGGAUGGAAUUGUAAAAGAAAUUACUUGUAAAUAUUUUGACACUGUCCCAGUAGCCAAUGCCAUAUGUGUGAUGAAGUCAGGAUCUCUUUUCGUGGCAGCAGAAUUUGGUAAUCAUUUUUUUUAUCAAUUCUCAGGAAUAGGUGAUGAUGAUCAUGAGGCCAUGUGUACUUCAAAACACCCCUCAGGGAAAAAUGCUAUUAUUGCCUUUAGGACGAAGAAACUUACAAAUUUAUUUCUUAUAGACCAAGUGUAUUCUCUUUCUCCCAUUGUGGAUAUGAAAAUACUGGACGCGAAAAAUGCCAACAGUCCUCAGAUUUAUGCUCUUUGUGGUAGGGGACCCAGAUCAUCCCUUCGUAUUUUACAACACGGAUUGAGCAUAGAAGAACUAGCAGAUAAUGAACUUCCUGGAAGACCCAAAUUCAUAUGGACCAUUAAAAAAGAUAAUGCCAGUGAAUAUGAUGGCUAUAUUAUUGUUAGUUUUGAAGGAAGUACACUUGUAUUAGAAAUUGGAGAAACGGUAGAGGAGGUCGUGGACAGUUUACUUUUAACAAAUGUAACGACCAUUCAUGUGAAUAUACUUUACGACAAUUCCCUCAUUCAAGUACACGAUACAGGGAUAAGGCAUAUAAAUGGAAAGGUCAUAAAUGAGUGGGUACCUCCAAAGAAUAAACAAAUAAAAGCAGCCACUUCGAAUAGUACGCAAAUUGUAAUCUCGCUCAGUGGAGGAGAGUUGAUCUACUUUGAGAUUGAUGAAGCGCAUACUCUUGUGGAAAUAUUUCGAAAAAAUUUGAACGUGGAAACGUUAUGUCUGUCCAUACAGCAGGUCGAGGAGAACAAGCUCAGAGCAAACUUUUUAGCAGUUGGCUGCUUGGACAAUGUGGUGAGGCUACUCUCCAUUGAGAAGGAAAAAUAUUUUAACCAAUUGUCUACCUUCAUUUUACCUAAUAACUCAUCAGCACAAGACAUUUGCAUAUCUGAAAUGUGUGAACUGGGCAACGACAAAGAGAGAAAAUUGAUCUUCCUUAAUAUCGGACUUAAUAAUGGAGUUCUUCUACGAAGUGUAGUGGAUCCCAUUACAGGAACGCUUACCAAUCAUUACUCAAAAUAUUUGGGGGCAAAAAAUGUUAAAAUAUGUCCCGUUCAUGUAAAUAAAAAUCCAGCUCUCCUAGUGUUAUGCGAAAAGACUUACUUGUGUUAUGUUCACCAGGGAAAACAUGUGUACUCUCCUUUAAACUAUGACAUCCUGGAGUACGCAUCCUGUUUUCAUUCCGAGCAGUGCUCAGAUGGGUACGUGGCAAUUUCAGGAAGUAGUUUACGUAUCUUCCGCUUCUACCGCUUAGGGGAAGUGUUCAGUCAAAACAUUUUACACUUAACAUUCACUCCGAGGAAAAUCGUUCCCCUUCCCUUCCCUUCCCUCUUUUACGACCACGACACGUCAGUUGAAAUUGAGAGACAAAAGAAUAUACGUAUGCUCGCCAUUAUUGAAGCUGAUCAUAAUGCGUAUGAUGAGAAUACACUGCACGAAAUUCAAAGGGCACUAAAGGGUAUCCAGCUUGAAGGGGAAGAGCAGACAGGUGCGAACGGAUCAUACCACCCCGUUGGGAACGGCCUGCACGGGAACCUCCACAAUAGGGCCCACAGUGAGGGCGAUUCGGUAAAGCAGCACAUGGAUGACGUGGAUGACGUGGACGAAGCGGAAAAUGCCUCGAGCCACCAACAGAGGGAAAAGCACGGCGCAGGAGAAGAGGAAGGGGAAGGGGAAGGACAAGAGGACGAGGAAGAAGAAGAACUACUGUACGAUCGAAUAGGAACUGUUAAGGCAGGCCCGGGUAAAUGGGGCUCCUGCAUAAAAAUAAUCCACCCAGUCACUUUACAAACCAUAGAUAAAAUUUCCCUCGAGAUGGAAGAAGCGGCCUUAAGUGUUUGUGCAUGUGAGUUGGAGGCUCUCCAUUGUUUAAUCGUUGGCACCACCACUAACCUGUCACUAAAAAACCGCACUCCUCCAGCAGCAGCUCUGCGUGUGUACACGUAUGACAUUAAUUACAAACUGAACCUCCUGCACAUAACACCAGUAGAAGACCAGCCAUUCUGUUUUUGUCCCUUCAACGGAAGACUCCUAGCUGCCAUUGGAAACAAACUCAGAAUAUAUGCACUGGGAAAAAAAAAGUUACUAAAAAAAUGCGAAUACAAGGAUAUCCCUGAGGCCAUUAUCUCCAUUAAGGUUUCCGGUGACCGUAUCUUCGCCUCCGACAUACGAGAGUCUGUCUUAAUAUUUUUUUACGACUCCAAUAUGAACGCGUUCAGGUUAAUUUCAGAUGAUAUAAUUCCCAGGUGGAUCACGUGCUCUGAGUUACUGGACCACCACACCAUUAUGGCGGCAGACAAGUUCGACUCGGUCUUUGUGCUCCGGGUGCCCGAGGAGGCCAAGCAGGAGGAGUACGGCAUUUCGAACAAGUGCUGGUACGGAGGCGAAAUGAUGGCCGGCUCGAACAAGAACAGGCGGCUGGAACACAUCAUGAGCUUCCACGUCGGAGAAAUAGUAACGUCCCUGCAGAAGGUGAAGCUGUCCCCCACGAGCAGCGAGUGCAUAAUAUAUUCCACCAUCAUGGGGACGAUAGGGGCGUUCAUCCCGUACGACAACAAGGAGGAGCUGGAGCUGACUCAGCACCUGGAAAUCAUUUUGAGGACGGAGAACCCCCCGCUGUGUGGACGGGAGCACAUAUUUUUUCGUUCCUACUAUCACCCCGUCCAGCACGUCAUUGACGGAGACCUGUGCGAGCAGUUUUCCAGCCUGCCAUACGACGUUCAGAGGAAAGUAGCUUCCGAUUUGGAGAGGACCCCGGAUGACAUUCUGCGAAAGUUGGAAGACAUUCGGAAUAAAAUUCUUUAA